GCAUCAUAAAGAUCGACCCCUAUAAAAGACCUCACAAGCAUAACGAUGCUUCCAUGUCUUGACCUUGAGUUCAGCUUCAAUAUUGUUAACACCAUGAUUCAAGAUCUUGCUCAUCAGAUAAUUUCAUGGUGGCUACAAGAUAUCAACGGUCCCAAAACAUCAUUAGCAUUUUCCUUUACCCUUUGUCUGAUCUCUUGGUGCACAUGGGUUCUGAUCAAGAGAUCGCGUAAUGGGUCACCUCCUCUACCACCUGGCCCACGAGGUCUACCGUUGAUUGGCAGCCUCCCAUUUCUGGAGUCCGAUCUACACCGUUACUUUCUCAAAUUAGCCCAGACCUAUGGCCCGAUUAUAAAGGUACGGCUAGGCAGCAAGCUAUGUAUCAUAUUGAGCUCAUCAAGCAUAGCUAAAGAGGCUCUCAAGGACCACGACACCAUCUUCGCCAACCACUACGUCCCCAUAGCAAUGUCAGAGCUUACGUACGGUGGGAUUGAAAUCGUGUUUAGUCCCUACGGCCCAAAUUGGCGGACGAUGCGCAAGGUGUGCGCACGAGAGAUGAUGAGCUCUAAGGUGCUUGACUCGUACUAUGGCUUACGUAGACUCGAGGUACGCCAGAUGGUGCGUGAUGUGCGUACUCUAGCAGGCACUACAGUUAAUAUAGGCGAGCUAGCGUUUCAACUAGCGCUGAAUGUGGUGAUGAACAUGAUUUGGGGUGGUACGCUUGAUGGGGAGGGUAGGCGUAAGGUGGGUCUUGAGUUUCAACGAGUUAUCAAUGAGGCUGUCGAGUUAGUGAGUGAGCCCAACCUCUCUGAUUUUUUUCCUAUAUUAUCGAGGUUUGAUGUACAAGGAGUGGUGGGCCGUAUGAAGAAGCUCACAUCAUGGAUGGAUAAGAUCUUCGAAUCGGUUAUAGAUCAACGGUUGAAAAUGGAUAGAGAGGGAGGGAAGGAAAGCAAGGACUUUUUGCAGUUGCUUUUACAGCUUAAGGAGGAAGGAGACACUAAAACGCCCUUGACUCUGACCAACAUCAAGGCCAUUUUUGUGGACCUGGUGAUAGCUGGUACAGACACCACAUCGACUACAAUAGAGUGGGCCAUGGCUGAGAUGCUGCAGAAUCCAGAGAUAAUGAGAAAAGUUCAAGAGGAAUUAGAACAAGUGGUAGGAAUGGACCAAAUGGUAGAAGAGUCACAUGUACCAAAGCUCCCCUAUUUGGACGCAGUCAUUAAGGAAGCCCUACGUUUACACCCUCCACUUGUGUUCUUGGUCCCUCGGUAUCCAAGCCAAACAUGCACUAUUAGUGGUUAUACAGUCCCAAAAGGCACCCAAAUCAUAAUUAACGCAUGGGCUAUACAUAGGGACCCUGAAGCUUGGGACAACCCCCUGGAGUUUUGUCCGGAGAGGUUCUAUAAUUCCACGAGCAAAUGGGAUUACAAUGGCAAUGAUUUCCGUUACCUUCCCUUUGGUUCAGGAAGGAGGAUUUGUGUAGGACUUCCCCUGGCGGAGAGGAUGCUAACUUAUGAGUUAGCUUCUCUUUUGCACUCAUUCGAUUGGAGAUUGCCAGACGAUGCGAAGCUUGAUCUUUCGGAGAAGUUUGCUCUUAUUCUGAAGAAAGCGACACCGCUUAUCGCUAUUCCCACACCAAGAUUGGCAAAUCCAGAGCUCUACUCUUGAAAUAAGUCCAGUUUGGAUUAUGUAAUUAUAUUAUUUUCCAUGUAAGUAUUGUUCACCUUAUAUUGUACUUUACUUAUGCUAAGGUAGUAAACAAUGGGCAUUCUAAGAA
Magnolia sinica is the source of this 1774-nucleotide messenger RNA. Its product is annotated as flavonoid 3'-monooxygenase CYP75B137-like. The transcript is spliced from 2 exons. Gene Ontology annotation, molecular function: heme binding; iron ion binding; monooxygenase activity. Bases 46 to 1665 code for a protein of 539 amino acids. Lineage: Eukaryota; Viridiplantae; Streptophyta; Magnoliopsida; Magnoliales; Magnoliaceae. The record is from RefSeq and is a predicted model, not a curated record.